AUGGAAGAAAUUUUGUUUUCUGACGAUUGGUUAAAGUGUGUUGAGUUCAAAGGAUGGUUACAAAAAGUUCUAAAUAAUGAUCUAAAAGCUCAUUGUACAGCCUGCAAGGUGGUCUUAAAUGCUGGGAAAAGUGACUUACUCAAACACGCCGCUGGAAAAAAACAUAUAGAGAAUCUAAAGGUAAUUAAAAAUUCUAGAAAUAUUGAAGAAUCUUUUAAAAACACAAAACCUGAACAAAGUGUUGCUGUGAAAGAAACAGAGAUAAGAUUAGCUUCAUUUUUUGCGGAGCAUAAUGUUGCGUUUCAGGUUGCAGAUCAUUUGUUGCACGUUAUGAAAAAAAGUUUCUAUGACUCUAAUAUUGCACAAAGUAUUACAUUAAAUAGAACUAAGUGUACUAGUAUUAUUAAAAAUGUACUAAAUGCUGUUGAAACCGAUGAAACUGUUAAUAAUUUAAAAAAUGUAAAGUUCUCAAUUCUUGUAGAUGAGAGUACAGAUAAUAACAGACCAUAA
Molecule: messenger RNA, 510 nt
Organism: Acyrthosiphon pisum (pea aphid)
Lineage: Eukaryota; Metazoa; Arthropoda; Insecta; Hemiptera; Aphididae
Exons: 3
Coding region: 1-510 (169 amino acids)
Source: RefSeq, a predicted model, not a curated record